Aaosphaeria arxii CBS 175.79 is the source of this 1739-nucleotide messenger RNA. RefSeq lists its product as uncharacterized. Gene Ontology annotation, biological process: transmembrane transport; monoatomic cation transport. Gene Ontology annotation, cellular component: membrane. Bases 109 to 1551 code for a protein of 480 amino acids. The record is from RefSeq and is a predicted model, not a curated record. Gene Ontology annotation, molecular function: monoatomic cation transmembrane transporter activity. Lineage: Eukaryota; Fungi; Ascomycota; Dothideomycetes; Pleosporales. The transcript has 2 exons.
GCCUUGAGACGGGAGUUUCCUUUAUAGCCACCGCCCACACCGCUGCUUCAUUGUUCAUUCAUCUUUAUUCCAAUACCAUUCUCAAUCUCUCCAUCGCUCCUAUCAUCCAUGGCUUCAGAGCCUGACGUCCAUCGAGCAAUCUCGUUGAAACCGAGCCCGUUCCAUAGCCCGCACUCGUCGCGGGAGCGUACUUCGAGUCCCCACCCCGCCGCCACCUCCGAGACGGCCCUCCCGCUCCCCACAUCCACAACAACACCACACUCGCGCUCCCAUUCACGCUCACGCAAGGACGGUGCUAGCACCGCUGUCGAGACUUCUUCUGCAUCCGAGGAUCACGAUCCCGUCGCACGCCAUGUCUCCUCUUCUUCUCGCGAGACCUACGAUGUCGAGCGACAGACGCCGCCUCAAUACACUGCCGACAACGACCCAUAUCAGCUCGCUUCCCGGCUGAAGCCCCAGAACGAACUCGCUCAAAUCCGCGCGAACACGUCACGGAAACGCGAUGGCUUCGGCCCAAUUGCAUUGAACGAGAAGGCGCGGAAGGCCCGCAACCUCGAGGAAUUCUACGAGACACAGAAUGAGAACAUUGAGCGACUGCUGAAGCCAGUCGACGACCACAGGCGGGAUGCGAAGGAAGAGGAGGGCGCAAACCAUCUAAAGUAUCGUAUCGCCGUCAUCGGCAGCUUUGCCGCGAAUGUCAUCCUGGCCGUCCUCCAGCUCUAUGCCGCGAUAUCAUCCAAGUCGCUCUCUCUGUUCACCACCAUGGCCGACUCGCUGUUCGAUCCGCUCUCCAAUCUCACGCUCAUCCUCUGCGCCCGCGCCGUCAAGCGCGUCGACAGCCGCAAAUUCCCCUCCGGCAAGGCGCGCAUCGAGACAGCGGGAAACAUCUUCUUCUGCUUCCUCAUGAUCACUGUGUCUGUUGUCAUCAUCGUCGAGUCCAUCCGCGAGUUCGCCGAGCAUCGAGCUACUGACCCCGACACCAACGCUUUCUUCCUCCCGUCGGUCAUCGCAGUCUGCAUUGCGUUCGCGACCAAGUUCGCGCUCUUCCUGUACUGCUGGGCGAUCCGCAACAAGUACAGCCAGGUCCGGAUUCUGUGGGAGGACCACAGGAACGAUCUGUUCAUCAAUGGCUUCGGUAUCCUCACUAGCGUUGGCGGUGCGAAGAUCAAGUGGUUCAUCGAUCCGAUAGGCGCUGUUCUUCUGUCCGUUUUGAUCAUCUUCCUAUGGUCGCGGACCGCAUACUCCGAGUUUCAGCUUUUGAUUGGCGUGAGCGCCGACACGCACAUGCUGCAGCUCAUCACCUACAUCUCGAUGACGCACUCACCCUCCGUCCACCAGAUCGACACGGUGCGCGCAUACCACUCCGGACCCCGCCUCAUCGUCGAGGUCGACAUCGUCAUGGAUCCCGAAGCCACGCUGCGCGCCACGCACGACAUCGCCGAGGAGCUGCAGAUCAAGCUGGAGAGCCUGCCGAACGUCGAGCGCGCGUACGUGCAUGUCGACUACGAGACCGACCACGCGCCGGAGCACUUCUUGAAGAAGGAGUUGUAGGUUGGCGUGGGUGGCAUCAGAUGAUGAGUGACGAGUUGGAGAAGUUGGGUGGUAGCAUUUACUUUGGCUCUUCGUUGAUUCUUCGCGAAAGCAGAAAUUCGAGAGAACGUGAUCCGGGGCACUUUGUCGUAUGGAUAGCAUCUAGAUAUCACAAUGAACCCGUGACUGAUACCCAGCCUCGUAACGCU